AUGUCUAAUGCGGAUUAUAAUAAUGAGAAUUACCCCUACUGCAUUGUCUGGACUCCAAUCCCUAUAUUAGUAGUUUUAAUGGAUUAGUGCAGUUGGCUAUUCCCUAUAAUCGGGCACGUGGGAAUUUGUAAUUCUGUGGGAAUAAUCAACGACUUUAGUGCCUCGUUUACCAUUUCUGUCAAUGAUAUGGCAUUUGGAAAGCCGACAAAGUAUUUGUUCAUUUUUUAUUUAAGAUUUGUUAAACUUAAUCCAGAUUUGACGAAUGGAGAUUUUAGUUGGGAUGAAGCCGUAGAAAACGCGUCUGUUUAUUACAAAUCUCGAUCAUUAAAAAGUUGGGGUGGAUUUUUUUUCUUGUGGGGCAUUAUUAUUUGUAUUAUUUUAAUCGCCUGA
This is a messenger RNA of Octopus sinensis (East Asian common octopus), 390 nucleotides long. RefSeq names its product transmembrane protein 222-like. The record is from RefSeq and is a predicted model, not a curated record. Lineage: Eukaryota; Metazoa; Mollusca; Cephalopoda; Octopoda; Octopodidae.